AGUGGCAGUUAAAAAGGAGAAAGAGAGAAGGCGUGUGAGGAAUGAGGAAAGAGUGUGAAAAGUGAAGAUUGGUAAUUGGUAAUUGGUAAUGGAAUGGCAGUGGGAGAUUGGAUAAAUUGAUUGAAUUAGUUACUUGAAAUAUGAAUAGGAAUAUCCUUGAAAAGCAGAGGUGGGGACUGACAGUCACAGAGUGGAAUUAUAGAAUAGAAAGAUAGGGAAGGGCAGAGAGACAGUAAUAAUAAUAGGAGCGAUGCCUUUUCAGUUGUGUCUGUGUUAGAUCCAAUCUCAAUUCUCAAUUCUCAAUUCUCAAUUCUCAAUUCUCAAUUCUCAAUUCUCAAUUCAACCCUAAGCCUAACCUCUCCUACUGGCUACUGGACAACCACGAAUCAGAUGGAGGAUAUCUCCAAAUACGCGCACAGUCCUGCACACCUAGCAGUGGCCAGGCGCGACCACGCCGCCCUGCGCCACCUCGUUUCCACCGUCCCUCGCCUCGCCAGGCCCGGCGAGGUCAACACCGAGGCUGAAUCGCUCGCCGCGGAGCUCAAAGCCGACCAGCUCUCCGCGCUCAUCGACCGCCGCGACGUUCCGGGAAGGGAGACGCCUCUCCACCUCGCGGUGCGUCUCAGGGACGCCAUCUCCGCCGAGAUUCUCAUGUGCGCCGGCGCGGAUUGGAGCCUCCAGAACGACAACGGCUGGAGCGCGCUCCAAGAAGCGGUGUGCACGAGAGAGGAAGCCAUCGCCGUCAUCAUCGCGCGCCACUACCAACCUCUCGCUUGGGCCAAGUGGUGCCGGAGGCUCCCCCGCAUCGUCGCUUCCGCCGCACGAAUCCGCGACUUCUACAUGGAGAUAUCCUUCCAUUUUGAAAGCUCCGUCAUUCCCUUCAUUGGCCGCAUUGCCCCUUCCGACACCUACCGCAUUUGGAAGCGCGGUUCUAACCUCCGCGCCGACAUGACCCUCGCCGGCUUCGACGGCUUCCGCAUACAGCGCUCCGACCAAACGUUUCUCUUCCUCGGCGAGGGUUAUGAUUCCGAGGAUGGGAAUUUAACCCUCCCACCGGGUUCUCUGCUUGCGCUUGCUCACAAGGAGAGGGAAGUCACCAAUGCUUUGGAGGGAGCUGGUACGAAGCCUACGGAAGCUGAAGUCAAUCAUGAGGUUUCUUUGAUGUCUCAGACCAAUAUGUAUAGGCCUGGCAUUGAUGUGACUCAGGCGGAGCUUGUUCCCCAUUUGAAUUGGCGGCGCCAGGAGAAGACCGAGAUGGUGGGGAAUUGGAAGGCCAAGGUUUAUGACAUGCUUCAUGUGAUGGUCAGUGUCAAGUCCCGCAGGGUUCCCGGUGCCAUGACUGAUGAGGAGCUUUUUGCUGUGGACGAUGGGGAGAGUGUGGCCAAUGGAGACAACAAUGAUGAGUAUGAUGAUGUGUUGACUGCCGAGGAGAGAAUGCAGUUGGAUUCCGCGCUGCGGAUGGGGAAUUCUGAUGGCAUUUGUCAGGAUGAGGAGCCUGGAGGGGGGUUUGAUGGGCUUGAGAAUGGUUCCUAUCAGAGCCGUGAAGCCAAUGGUGUGGUUAAUAAGGAAAAGAAGGGCUGGUUUGGUUGGAAUAAGAAAAACUUCAAGGGCAGCGGCGAUGAGCCGGAGGAUUUGAAAACGGCGAAGAAGUUUUCGGGUGAUCAGCCGAAGGCACAAGUUGAGUUUGUGAAGGAGGAUCCUGGAGAAAUGAAGAGGGGAAAGGAUAAAAACUUUAGAAGGAAAAAGAAGAAAGGAGCAAUUAAUGAGUCUAAGAAUGAGAGUGAGUAUAAGAAGGGGUUAAGACCAGUCUUGUGGUUGACACCAGAUUUUCCUUUGAAAACAGAUGAGCUUCUGCCUCUACUUGACAUCUUAGCAAACAAGGUUAAGGCCAUUAGGAGACUCAGAGAACUUUUGACAACUAAACUUCCUCAAGGAACAUUUCCUGUUAAGGUAGCUAUCCCUAUAGUCCCUACGAUACGGGUCCUCGUUACUUUUACAAAAUUUGAGGAGCUUCAGCCAGCAGAGGAGUUUUCAACACCACUCUCCAGCCCAGCAUACUUCCAGGAUGCCAAAUCCAAGGAAUCCGAAGGGUCUACAUCGUGGAUUUCAUGGAUGAAAGGAAGUCGUGGUACGCAGUCUAGUGAUUUUGACAGUCAUAGAUAUAAGGAUGAAGUCGACCCUUUCAGUAUACCUUCAGACUACAAGUGGGUAGAUGCUAAUGAGAGGAAACGCCGUAUGAAGGCCAAGAGAGCCAAAAAUAAGAAACAUAAGAAGCAGACAGCUGCUAAAGGAGGAGAUGGAGUACAACUAGGGAGUGAGGAUGUGGAAGAAUACUAAUAGCAUGGUAUCUCUGUAAUUGCUGCUUUGAGAAUCGUUGUCAGAGAGAAAGUGUAAGAGUCGUUAUGCACAGCUGACUUUACUUUUCACAUCGGAUGAUCUAGCCAAGAAUUUACUGGAAACUUUCUGGGCGAUCGAUUGUUACUCUUCAAGAAAAGGGUGCCACUAUGUUUUUCCCCUUUCGCGAUGUUGGAUUAUGACAAGUUUUUGUCAUCUGGAAAUAAUUGUAUUGUCAUUUGAAGAGAAAACGUAGAGAAAGAGUCUAUGUGGCCUUCAAUUUCUUGGCUUCAUUCUGAUUUUGCCCAAGAUACCUAUAUUUGUAUGUACAUCUAUAUCUCUGAUUAUUGAUUUUGCAUUUUUGUGAGUGGAA
Cajanus cajan (pigeon pea) is the source of this 2707-nucleotide messenger RNA. RefSeq lists its product as uncharacterized. The record is from RefSeq and is a predicted model, not a curated record. Gene Ontology annotation, molecular function: protein binding. Gene Ontology annotation, cellular component: cytoplasm. NCBI's taxonomy places the organism in Eukaryota, Viridiplantae, Streptophyta, Magnoliopsida, Fabales, Fabaceae.